AUGAUUCCAAGCCACUCUCCAUCACAACCCCGAAAAGGUAUCUGGUCAGGAGAAGGCGAGAAACUCCUUGUUUCGCUUGCCACUGCUCUUAUUGCUGUACAGGUGCUAUUCCUCGCCGAUAUCUCCUAUUUAAAUGGAACACUUUAUCACGAAGCAGAGAGAGUUCACAAUCUGAGGAUACUCAUGGUAGACUAUGAUCACGGUUCCAUUGGACAUAGCCUCCGCUCAGCAGCCACUUCUCUUCGAGCCGAUACGUUUCCGUCCGUCGAUGAGCAUAGCACAACUGAUUAUGCGAAGGUCUCCGACAUCAGACAUGCUGUUCUCGUUGGAGAAUUUUGGGCCGCGAUCUACAGCAAUCCUGGAGCCUCGAAUAGGUUGAAUGAAGCCUUGCGAAGCAACGAUACUACGGCAGAAUACAACGCCAACGACGCGUUGACUUUCGUAUACAACGGAGCUAGAUAUGCUUCCACCAUCCAAGGCUACAUCGAGCCAAAUCUUCGAACACUCGUGUCCGAGACGGAAGCCAUAUAUCAGGAAGACAACGGAUCGCGGAACCUGGAGAUUGCCCUAAGAAACACAAAAGCUGCUUCUGCACUGUUUCAUCCUAUCGCCUCGACCACCUUGAACAUCAAAGAGACAGUGCAAGGUGCAAGAACCAUCUACAACACAAUCGGACUAGUCUAUCCAAUCCUGAUGCAGUUCUUCUUCGUCUUGGCACUCAACAUCCUCUGUGGACAGAGAAGAUUGUUCGGCCGCUGGUCUCUUGCCAGAAAUUGCUCUUUCCGAAGCGCCAUCGCACUUGUAUACACUUUCAUCGGAGCAGUAUGCGCCAGCGCCCUCGUCUUCGGCUUUCAGGACGGCUGGGAUCUCAGCGCGGGCCAGUACUUUCUUGCAGUACUGGUUUACUGGCUAUACAUGCACGUCGACUUCUUGUACACCGAUGUUGUGACUGCAUUUGUUCCCAUCAAGUUUGUUCCGUUCUUCAUUUUCAGCUUCGUCAUCUUCAAUGUUACUAGCCUAUUGGUCCCAUUUGAGUUGUCGCCUGUAUUCUACCGGAUCGGGUAUGCUGCUCCAGCCCAUGAGGCCUAUCAGAUCUUGAUACAGAUAUGGUCAGGUGGGAAUCACCGUCUGCAUCAGGCUCUACCAAUUCUUUUCGCGUGGGAGGUUUUCUUGACGCCAUUGGCCAUCUUUGGGAUGCGUCGCAGAUGCCAUGCUGCAGCUCAGAUGGCAAAAGCGGGAUGAUGAAGAUGAAAAUGGAGAAAUCGGGAUGCAAGUAUGAGUAAAGAGUGGCUGCUGUCUCGAUGUAUGCGUGAAGUCCGUCCUUCACUCACCCUUCUCAUCUAAAAGUCCAUACUCCUUCAAUUUCACGACGCUUGCAGGUGGACCUUUCCAUUUGAACAGUAAGGUACCAACUCCGGACCAAUAGAUCGCCGCGACAAGAAUUCUUAGUACCCAAACACCCCUCGUCGACUGAGGAUGAAUCAAAUGUGGCAUUGCAGGCGGCAGCUUCUGGGCAUUUGCGACUAGAGGAUGCAUAGCUUCUUCGUACGCUUCGAAAGCUUGGG
Aureobasidium pullulans EXF-150 is the source of this 1565-nucleotide messenger RNA. RefSeq lists its product as uncharacterized. Gene Ontology annotation, cellular component: membrane. The transcript has a single exon. Lineage: Eukaryota; Fungi; Ascomycota; Dothideomycetes; Dothideales; Saccotheciaceae. The record is from RefSeq and is a predicted model, not a curated record. Bases 1 to 1242 code for a protein of 413 amino acids.